CGCUGUGUAUGUAGUAUACUUCAUACUUCGUACAGAUCUUGCCAUUGGACGCGUGACCCGGGCGGCUUCCCUGAUUACUCCGUGGGAACACUGCGACUCCAAGUCUCCAACAGCCAGGGCAAGGCCGCAAGAUGGCCAAUAAUGGAAGAGCCAGCAGAUGAGAUGGAAGGCGCAGACCACCUUGACCCCAAAGAGCAACGAUGGGAACUGCUUGGGAGAAUGGAACCCGAGGACCCCAGAAUGAAUUGGGAGGGACCCUUCCUCUUCGCGGUGCUCCCACUUGGCACUACCAGUUCCCACCAAGGUCGACCCUUUCCCACGCAACACUGGCUCAGCCCACCCCAAAUGACUCCAAAACAGUCACCAGGGCCUUCAGACUGCCGGUACUGACGCUGCCCUAGAAGAAUAUGUGACGAUAGUAAGGAACAAGAAACCGAAUGAAGGGUGCUUGCAUGGCAACAUGGGGUUACUACUUACACCAUUGUAAUAUCACCAAAAUGUGCAAUCUCACUCUCAUGCAGCAAAACAUGCAACUACACCGAAGCACCAAGUUCAACAACCAAUCGAGUGGCGACGAAGGAACAUCAAGCUUCACUCACUCAAAAACCAAGAAGUCCACCGGCGAGCACGGCAUCAUCAAGGCCCACCUGAGAAGAGGCACCUCCACCCAGCUGAGUGGCUUGUCCCCUGCAUCAAAGCUGCCAGCCCGUCCUGCAGCAGAAAGCCUGCCACUUGUAGAAUUCUGGCCCGUUUUCUGCUUGAUUUGGCUGUCCACUGUCCAGGAAUUCAGAUCGAACGACAUGCCUGACGGCGAUAUUCCCCUGACCCAGGUCAGGAGCGCUGCCUCUACUGGCGCAAGGAAGCCCACGAUGAACGCUUCCAACGAGGACUCUGGCUCCUCUGGCACAAACGAGAAGCAUGGCCUUUUCCACCGCCCCAAUGCCAAGGGCGGACGCCGCAAGAAGAAGGCAGAGCUUGGUCGCCACGGAACUGCUGGCUCGGACGAGGUCAAGAUGAACGCCAUGGGUCGCUUCUACACCAAGAUCACCAGCGCGUCUGUCGUCACUCGCUACCUGGUCUACAUCAUCCCUAUCGGCCUUCUUCUCGCGAUACCACUCAUUGUUCUUCCCAUCACGGGCCACAAAGACGAUGUCAUGAUUGGCAACAACAAAGAGAAAUCGCUAUUUUUCCUCUUUUUAUGGAUUGAGAUCGCCUGGUUGACCCUCUGGGCCGGCAAGGUUGUCGCCUGGCUCAUGCCUCACGCCUUCAUGUUCUUCUGCGGAGUGGUCAGUUCCGGUACGCGCAAGUACGCUACUGUCCUCCAGAACUUGCAGAUUGCCCUUUCACUCUUCUUCUGGGCCCUGGCAUCAUGGCAGUCAUUCCAGGCCCUCUUCAAGUCCGACAACGACCAAUCUUCCUGGAUCACCACCAUGAUUCGUCUUCUUGGUGCCACAUUUGUGUCUUCAGCUGUGUACCUUGGCGAGAAGGCCAUCGUUCAGCUGAUCGGUAUCUCUUACCACCAGAGAUCAUUCGCCCUCCGCAUCAAGGAGUCCAAGCGCGAAGUUCGCUUGCUCGGUCUCCUCUACGACGCUUCCCGCACCCUUUUCCCUAUGUACUGUCCCGAGUUCGAGGACGAGGACUAUGUCAUCAACGAUAGUCUCGAUUUGAUCUUAGCCAAGGCUGCGAAGGGUGGCAAGGGCGGUAAUGGUAGCGCUACGCCCCUCCGCCUCGUCGGCGACAUUGGCCGUGUAGGAGACAAGAUCACCGGUGUCUUCGGUAACAUUGCCUCGGAAAUCACUGGAAAGCAGGUUUUCAACCCCAACUCGGCCCACUCCAUUGUUAUUGAAGCCCUCGAGAAGCACAAGCCUUCUGAGGCUCUCGCCCGCCGUAUCUGGAUGUCUUUCGUGGUCGAAGGAAAGGACUCGCUUUACCCCGAAGACUUCCUGGAAGUGCUUGGACCCGCUUACUCUGAGGAGGCCGACGAGGCUUUCGGUAUGAUCGAUAACGACAUGAACGGCGACAUCAGCUUGGAAGAGAUGACUCGCAAGGUUGUCGAGAUUGGCAAGGAACGCAAGGCUAUUACCGAGGGAAUGAAGGACAUUGGUCAGGCACUCCGCGUGUUUGAUAAGGUUCUCAUGUUCGUUGUCGUCUUGAUCGUCGUCUUCAUCUUCCUCGCGUGGUUCCAGUCCAGCUUCUUGACCACCGUUGCCACUGCUGGUACUGCGCUUCUUUCCUUGUCCUUCGUCUUCGCCGUCACCACCCAAGAAUUCCUGGGUUCCUGCAUCUUCCUUUUCGUCAAGCACCCCUACGAUGUUGGUGACAGAGUUGACAUCGUCGGUUCCGAGAAGCAGCAACUCAUUGUGGACAAGAUUUCGCUUCUGUACACCGUCUUCACCCGUAUCGACAAGAUGCAGGUCGUCCAGGUCCCCAACAUUGCACUCAACAACCUUUGGAUCGAGAACGUCUCCCGUAGCAAGGCCAUGAAGGAGGUCAUCGACUUGAACGUCUCCUACGACACCAGCUUCGAGGACCUUGAGCUUCUCCGUGUUGAGAUGGAGAACUUUGUUCGCAACUCCGACAACUCCCGCGACUUCAUGCCCGAUAUCGCCAUUGGCGUUGCCGGUGUCGGUGACUUGGACAAGCUUCAACUUAAAAUCGCGAUCAAGCACAAGUCCAACUGGCACAACGAUGGCGUUCGCGCCACUCGCCGCUCCAAGUUCAUGUGCGCCCUGGCCAUGGCUCUGAAGAAGAUCCCCGUUUAUGCCCCAGGUGGUGGCAGCGAGGCCCUUGGUGCUCCUGGCAACCCAUCUUACUCCGUCGCUGUUACCGACUCCUUUGCUGCGUCAGCCCGUGAUAAGGCUGCCAAGGACAAGGAGGCCGCGCGUUUGGUGCCCUCCCCCGCCGCCGAGGGAACUGACGGCAACCCCGACUCUAACACUGAGAAGGCUGCCGCAGCUGAACUCAACCUGCGUGACCCGAUGGCUGAGGAGGAAUGGGGCUACCGUGUAGGCGAUGAUGAAACCCUGUCUUCCAAGGAAGAUCGCCGCCGCUCCAACGACAUCGAUCGCGUCCGCAGUCAGCUGAUGAAGCGCGCCAGCACCAAGGGCGGCGGCGGCCGUCGCAAGCCCGGCGAAGGCAUUCCCAUGUCCCCCGUCGGUGACGGACCCGGCCUCGGUCUGACCCAGACGACGUCUCGCAACCGCAUUUACGACGAGGAGGCCGAGACCGGCGUCCAGGGAUCCUACAACUCCCCUUACUACGGAGCCCAGUCAACGGGUUACUCCGGCGCCUACGGACAGUCUCUGUCUCCCACCAUCUCACCUCCCCACAACACCAACCUCACCCCCCACCCACUUCAGAGCGCCCCGUCGGGCCAGCGUCCACGAGGACGCAGCGUAUCCAACACUCAGCAGGAGGCUCAGCAGAGCACCUCAAAGAAGCAGUAAAGGGGGAUGCUAAGGAUCGCACGAAAAACAUAACCAAGUAAAAGAAUGAGAAGCAACAAAAAAUUGGAGAAAGAUUAAUACCAGCCGGUCAAUUGUCUGACACAAAAAGCCCGGGCGUUUUCUUUUACGUGGGCAUUGAGACUGGCUCCCCAUGCCUAAUGAAUUUCCUUACACAAACUUCACAUGGGGGGAACAGAUAGAUUACGAAUAGAGUAUGAUGACAUG
Molecule: messenger RNA, 3671 nt
Organism: Colletotrichum acutatum
Lineage: Eukaryota; Fungi; Ascomycota; Sordariomycetes; Glomerellales; Glomerellaceae
Product: mechanosensitive ion channel
Exons: 5
Coding region: 438-3446 (1002 amino acids)
Biological process (GO): intracellular calcium ion homeostasis; calcium ion transmembrane transport
Cellular component (GO): membrane
Molecular function (GO): calcium channel activity; calcium ion binding
Source: RefSeq, a predicted model, not a curated record